Molecule: messenger RNA, 3723 nt
Organism: Sinocyclocheilus rhinocerous
Lineage: Eukaryota; Metazoa; Chordata; Actinopteri; Cypriniformes; Cyprinidae
Product: phospholipase DDHD1-like
Exons: 14
Coding region: 299-3115 (938 amino acids)
Cellular component (GO): cytoplasm
Molecular function (GO): glycerophospholipase activity; metal ion binding
Source: RefSeq, a predicted model, not a curated record
CACGAGUCGGACGGCGCUACACUGCAAGAGAGGGGCUUCACAGAGAGAAAUACAGUCGGCAUAUAAUGGAAAGUGAACAGGUUGGCGUGUUCGCCCUGUAAGUUGAGGACCGUCCGAGUGAAUUCGACUAUUUAAUGAAGUUUCAAGUCCAGCGUGUGUGAUUGACGCGUCCGUACAGAUGCUGGCCGCUCCGGUCUCGCCGGGGGAGGAGAGGUUUUGACAUCGUUAGAUUUGUUGUUAUUAUAAUCAGCUGACCGGUGCUGAAAUCGCUCCGUUUGCUGUUUUCUAAAAAGCGGCGAUGAGCGCUUGUCAGGACAACACGUCUUUGAGUUGUUCGCAAAGCAGGGAAAAUGUCAGCGGCGGUGAAUGGGGAAGGAUGGAGGAUGCGUGCGAGUCCUGCUUUGACGAACCCACGGGCGACGCGAUACGCGCCGGGAUGGAUGCGGUGCAGCCGGGCAUAGACGGACAUCUGCCGCUGCCCCGAGGCCAACGAGGACUGAUGCUAGGCCUGGUGGAAGAGGGUUUCGCUGCCUAUCAUGGCCGUCUCGGUUCUGAUCCGGACUCAGAUUAUCUCGACAUCCCCGGCGACCCGAACUACAGCGAAAGUAACGGGAACGUCGCCACGAAAAAGCGCAGCCGCUCCAACAGCUCGCGGCACCGCGGGGAAGUUGUCACGGAACUCGGACCCGAAGAGGUGCGCUGGUUCUACAAAGAGGACAAGAGGACCUGGAAACCGUUUGUUGGACACGAUUCUUUGAAAAUCGAGUUGGCGUAUCGCAAAUUCUGCGAACUUAAUCCGAACGAGGUCAGACGGAGGGAUGCGGGUGAAGAAGCAGAGAAUUUAUUCGAGUCGCCGUCAGGAUGCGAAGCACCGGCGGUCCGAAGACAGUCGGCGGCGGCGGUGGCAGCGCAACCGGUACCCGAGAGCGCGGAUGCUGGAUGCUCAACAGACGAGACGGAGCUGGAUUCAGAAAGCAUCAACGUGGACGCAGUGUGCGUCCGUGGAGGACUCUACGAGGUGGACAUCAAAAAGAAAGACUGUUAUCCUGUAUACUGGAACCAACAGGACCACAUCCCGGUCAUGAGAGGCCAGUGGUUCACGGAUGGGACCUGGUUGCCGCUGGAGGAAGAGGACAGUGACCUCAUUGAACUGGAGCAUCUGGCCCGUUUCCGAGGCCAGCAGAUGAAAGACACCUUUGACACGGAAGCGGUGGCCACCACGGUGGACAGCAAAGAUGCCAUUCACAGUCUGAAACUGAGCCGGAGCCACGUGGACUGGCACAGCGUGGAUGAAGUGUACCUUUACAGCGAUGCUACCACUUCUAAGAUCGCACGGACUGUUACUCAGAAACUGGGAUUCUCUAAAGCGUCCAGCAGCGGGACCCGUCUCCAUCGAGGUUACGUGGAGGAGGCGGCUCCAGAGGACACGCCUCCUGAAACAACGCACAUAGUCUUUGUGGUACAUGGGAUUGGCCAGAAGAUGGAUCAGGGGCGUAUCAUUAGAAAUACAAGCAUGAUGCGUGAUGCUGCCCGCAAGAUGGAGGAGAAGCACUUUUCUGAGCGAACAAAUGAACACGUUGAGUUCCUUCCUGUGGAAUGGCGAUCUAAACUCGCCCUUGAUGGAGACACCGUGGACUCCAUUACUCCAGACAAAGUGCGAGGUCUGAGAGACAUGCUGAACAGCAGUGCAAUGGACAUUAUGUACUACACGAGUCCUUUGUACAGGGAUGAGAUCACCCGAGGUCUGACCAAAGAGUUGAACCGACUCUACACGCUCUUUUGUGAGCGCAACCCAGAAUUUGCAGAGAAAGGAAAGGUGUCCAUCGUCUCCCACUCGCUCGGCUGUGUCAUCACCUUUGACAUCAUGACAGGGUGGGACCCUGUGCGCUUUGUUCAUGAAGAGGUGCCAGAUGCCAUGGAGGCUGAUGUUAGCAGACAAGAGCGCCAGCUACUGGAGGACCUUCGUAACACAUGCUUAAGAAUGAGGGAUUUGGAAGAUACGCUUCGGCAUUUACAAACUUCAUCCUCAAAACCCUUUCCAGCCCUGAAAUUCAAGGUGGAGAACUUCUUCUGCAUGGGAUCUCCUCUGGCUGUGUUUUUGGCUUUGCGAGGGGUCCGUCCUGGAACCAACGGAACACAGGACCACUUCCUCCCCAAAUCCAUCUGCCAGAGACUUUUCAACAUCUUUCAUCCCACGGAUCCUGUAGCAUACAGGUUGGAGCCUCUCAUCCUGAAGCAUUAUAGUAAUAUAUCACCUGUCCAGAUUCACUGGUACAACACCAGCAGCCCCACACCGUAUGACCAGAUCCGUCCCACUCUACUUAAUCCGUCAAAGGAAAGUGCUUCUGUGUCCGAUACGGAGAGCCUCCCGAGCCCCUGCACCUCCCCUCCACAGCCCCGCAGACACUACGGCGAGUCUAUCACCAGCCUGGGCAAGGCCAGCAUUAUGGGUGAGAUAGAGAGAGAGAUCAUUAAAGGCGUCUGGAAUAGUAAAACACUCGCAGGGUACAACACCAGCAGCCCCACACCGUAUGACCAGAUCCGUCCCACUCUACUUAAUCCGUCAAAGGAAAGUGCUUCUGUGUCCGAUACGGAGAGCCUCCCGAGCCCCUGCACCUCCCCUCCACAGCCCCGCAGACACUACGGCGAGUCUAUCACCAGCCUGGGCAAGGCCAGCAUUAUGGGAGCGGCAAGUAUAGGUAAAGGCAUUGGCGGUAUCCUGUUCUCCAGAUUUUCCCGCUCUAGUGGACAGGUGUGUGGUGUGGAGGAGGAGCCAUCAGACUCUGAAGGCGGGGCUUGUGAGAAAGGGGAAGAGUGUCGGCCUGUAGAGUUAGACGAUAAACUGGAGGAGAAAACAGAGGAGAAAAUUGAGGAGAAGACAGGAGACACCAGCAUGUCACAAUCAGCCUCUACCAUUAUGGAUAACUCAUCCUUGGAGCUUGAGAAACGCAUCGACUUUGAGCUGAGGGAGGGUCUGGUGGAGAGCCGCUACUGGUCAGCCGUGACGUCGCACACAGCCUAUUGGUGCUCCCACGAUGUGGCUCUGUUUCUGUUAACAUUCAUGUACAGGCCAAAUGAAGCGAAUGACAUGCCAGAGGACAACCCCGAAUCAUAACAAACACGCAUAUGAACUCUGACACAGCACCACCCUUGAUCGCUCCCUUAAUAUAGUUUAGACCUUGUUCACUGUGCAUCAGAGAUCCUGUCCUUGCCUUGUUUUCCCUCCAUUUAGAAGCACAUCCAUGGAAGAGACUUACUCUCUCCACUACAUCCCCCAAUUAGGAUUGGAAAUUCUGACCAUUCCCACCUUGCAGCGGUCUCUCCAUAUUGACUGAUGUGUAUUGACAUUGUUGUGGUUGUUUAGUAUGACUGACAAAGAUCUGCUGAAUUGGAGGUUCACGAUCAGAAGGGUUUUUUGAGAAGUACAUAAGAUGCGUUUUCUUGCCUAAAAAGAAUAGUUUUGAAGAAUUUUAUAAUUUAAGCAUAAAUAUUAUGUUUAUUUUAGAUGAUAAAACACAAUCUGUAUCACUCCUAAAAGUGGCCAAAUAUUGAGUAGUUAAUUUGAAGAGAAUAACCAUUAGUAAACGUGGUUCAGCCAAAAAUAUCAAUUCGGUUAUUAUUUAUUCACCCUCAUGUUGUUCCAAAUUCAUGUGAUUUUCUUACGUCAGUGGAACACAAAAGGAGAUAUUUUGAAGAAUUGUACUAGUUGUUGUUUACACAUUA